This is a messenger RNA of Neltuma alba, 3590 nucleotides long. Its product is annotated as protein PHYTOCHROME KINASE SUBSTRATE 4-like. The record is from RefSeq and is a predicted model, not a curated record. Gene Ontology annotation, biological process: phototropism. NCBI's taxonomy places the organism in Eukaryota, Viridiplantae, Streptophyta, Magnoliopsida, Fabales, Fabaceae.
GCUCAUCUGCUAAAGAACAGAAGCAAACAUGCAAUAAGCAACAAAGUCCGUUUCUAGUCAAUGAACAACUACUGGGUACAGGAACCAAUAACAGUACACUCUAUUGAUUUUUAUGACAAAAUAGUUGUUCUUAGCCCAAACCAGUAUGGGACAUUGGGACGUAUAUACAUUUUACGAGGGGCAUAACGGACUGGCUCAUCUGCUCAAGAACAGGAGAAGCCUUAUCAUAAGCAACACAUCACCUGUUUCUAGUCAAUGAAUAGUUGUAGUAUAAACAUUGACAAUGAACAAAUAAGUACAACAUUUACUAGGUGAAAAAAAGACUUGCUUGAUUAGAUAGAAAAAAGAAUGUAACCAAGUCUUUCUCCGGAGCAUAUGUCAGCCCACACUGAUCAAGACCUAUACAUAAAUUGUCUAGAGGCAGGCAAUAAAGCAGUGCGCGUUACCCAGAAUGUUAAUGGUGACCCACCACCCACUUCUUCCCAAAUCAAUCCACCUCUGAUGAGCUUGAUUGCGUAAAACCAUAAAGACAGUUACUUAUGGUCUCUCCAGAGUUCAGACAGACCUUCUUCCCUAAAUGUCAAAUGGAAUGGACCCUCACACACAUUCCCAUUGAUUUCUGGCUCAUAUUUGAUGUCAGAUGGGACUUGUUUCUUUCCUAAUAGCUUGAAUCAACACCACCAAACCUGUCACGCGUAGUCACAGUAAGAGAAAUAAAGGUUACUUUGAAAAUAAGGAAAAGAAAGUAGAACUUGUAGAUCUUAAGAUAAGAUGGAAUCCAUCAGGGAUAUACAAGAGAUCAAUCCAGGCACUUUUUAGAUAUCUCGAUUGAUUUGCAGUCAUACUAGACUUAUGAGGCAUGCAAUAUGGAGCCAACAUGCACUUCGCAUUAAAGUGAUGUUUCAUAGCUUCACAUGGCAUAUGCCCGACUCUUUCUGAGUGAUGCUUCACACAUUAAGAUAAGCCAACACAUGGAAGAGCCUAACAUGUUUACCUUGUAUCAUGAGGAAAUCCUGUAUCUCUUUAUAUAUCCUAUUAUCCUUUUCAAAAGCAAGCAGCAUUAGCCUUUUUUUUUUUUUUAAUCUGAAUUGAAGAAACCGUACUUCAUAGCGAGCAGGUGUCUGCUGCUUGAAUGUUAUAUGUUGGGCAUGGUGUCUGCUAACUAAAGCUACUGUAACGCACACAACUCACAAGGAGCUGCAAUUUGUUACAAUGAUUGAUCUCUUGACAGAGAUUGCCGGUAACAAAUGGUCAUAAAUGAUGAUGCAACCAAAUUAUGAAUUGCCACAUGGCAUUGGUUAUUCUAUCAUUCUAUCCAGAAGGAUAUGUCAUAAUUUAGCUGGUAUGCUGUAUUUUAAAUUCACUGACUUUUGUUGUUUACUCAUAAUGCAUUAAGAAGACAUAUGUCUGAGGCCGAUCAUAAAUUGGAAGUUUGUUUCGUAGAAUGUGAAGGGAAAAGGACAUGUGGGGGAAGAAUAAGCAGUUUUUACUGCUUCAUGAUUGAUGACAGGACAAGUUGGCACAUUAGGAUACAUAGCCCUGCACUUCGUAUAUAUCAGCAUAUGCAGAAGUAAUUUCAGAGGAUACAGCUCCACUAGUCAGUUUCAUCUUCAGCUUUGCCAGUUACAAAUGUAUUAUUAAUUAAUAUCUCACGCAAGAGCAAGCAAAAUGGAAAGAACAACAGUGAUGAAGACCUUUCAUGGGAACCUGAUUCCUCCCAAGUCUCCUGCUCUGAGAGAUAGAGAUGCAUCUUUCUUUUAUCUGAGGCCCGAUGAGGCAAUUAGUUGCCAGCGACAUCUCCCCGUUGGCCUUGGUGGAUGUAGAGCCCUUGAUGAUUCUGAGCUCAGUAUAUUUGAUGCCCACAAGUAUUUCAACGAAGCAACCAACAAUGACAUGCAAAAGGUAAGCAUUAGCAGCAACAGUAGAGUAUCUCCACUGGUUAAUUUGAAUGUCGAACACAAUCCGGAGCGGGGUGGUACUAUUACGGAGCCCAGACGAUACUCCUCUGCUUCAUCUAUUGAAGGUUAUUCUAACAUCAGGAACUACAGAGCACGUUCUUUCCAUGCUGCAACUCCAACAGCCUCUUCAGAAGCCAGUUGGAAUAGCCAAACUGGUUUGCUCUCUCAUCCUCCAGGAGCUAUUUCAGUCUCUAUGAGGAACCCACCUCAUCCCACUGAUCCCAACAGGAAGCUCAGAGAUUCAUUGUGUAAACCCAUGUGGUUUUUUCGAAGAAAAUGUCCUUGCUCUGGUAAGAAAUCCGUUGAGGUGAAGGAAAAUAAAUUAGAGAACAAAACCCAAAUGGCACAAACACCACCAGCUCCACCACGUUUAUCACACAGCCAAAUCACCAGAGAUUCUCUGAACCUCAAAAGGCAGGACCUAGAUAGCCCCGAUUUCAAGACGCCAAUAGACAAGUUUACAAUGAACAUGGAGACGGUCACGGCAGCGGCUAAUAAUCCUGAAAACCAAAAGAUUCCGAUUCCCAUCAUACACAGCAGCAACUGGGUGGACCAGAGACCGUUAGACCAGGAAAUGUUUGUCGCCCAGUCUCAAAGACACCAAUCAGCUGGAACUCGAGUUCCUGCAAUUUUGCAGCCUCCACGAUUCCUCACCUCCGCCAGACCCUUCGCUGAUGGCUUCACCUUCCCUGUAUUGAAACCACAGUCAGAAAAGCCCACCACAGCAUUACAGAACGUGAACGAGGUCGAUGAAGAUCCACGCCGGGAAUCCUUGGAAAUUUUCCGACCUCCCGACAUCGAACUCGACUCUGUUCCACGAAAACCCAACGACAGAGGUCGCCAGAAUUUCCCAUUCCCCCCAAGCCCCAAGUCACGAAUCAUCGACGACGACGUAGCAAGCGACGCAAGCUCCGAUCUAUUCGAAAUAGAGAGCUUCUCCACCCAGACCACAUCGACAUGCCCAAUCAUGUAUCGGCGAAGAGACUCCCUCGACGACGUCACCACAUUCGACGCAAAACGAUUAGGCACCAACAACAACCACAGCUACCUGUUCGGCAGGCGAAGCAUGGAUUCAACAACACCCACAAUAACCGAGUGCUACGAGCCAAGCGAGGCGAGCAUCGACUGGAGCGUGACAACCGCAGAAGGGUUCGACAGAGCAAGCGCGGUCAACUUCUCAGCGAGCGCAUCGGAGAUAGCGGACGACGCGGGCAUCGUGCAUGGCGGUGGGGAGGUUCAGCCGGCAGAGAAGUGGAAACGGAAAGGAUCAUCGGGAAACGGGAUGUCGUUGCUGAGCUGUAGGAGCCAGAAGGCAGUGAACGUAGGGCCACAGCCGGUGAGGGCGGUGGAGGCAGGAGAGGGACAGAGAGGGGCCACCAACAGUAUAGCGUCGUCGAGGCAAGGGCAUGUGAGUAGUGGGGUAGGCGCUGUAAAUAACGCACCGCAUGGAAGCUCCCACACAGCUCGCGUGUCUCUUCCCUACGCAACAUAGCCAUUUGAUGGCCGGGGUCGUAUUGCGAUCUGCUUCUUGUCUGCAGUGAAAUGCGUUGCGUUGUUAUGGCUCUCCAUUGCAGACAUAUCCGUUCCCUCCCCUUUGAUCCCCCUCCCGGAAUAAAUGAUCUUAUUAUCGUA